Messenger RNA from Clonostachys rhizophaga, 1266 nucleotides. NCBI's taxonomy places the organism in Eukaryota, Fungi, Ascomycota, Sordariomycetes, Hypocreales, Bionectriaceae. The record is from the annotation of a GenBank genome assembly.
AUGGUCAACAACGGAUAUUCUUGCCAGCAAGACAACUUUCGCUUCACCCCAUUUCAAUCUGAAUAUCGCCCCCCGUACGCUUCACCGGAUUCUCGGAGUGGUAAGCCCAAUUGGCCCCCCACUCCUAAUGCCCAUGGUGCGAUGACAGGUGCUGACGAUGAAGUGACAGAUGAAUCCAACACGAACAGAAAGAGAAUUGCUGUUGCGUGUGGACGUUGCCGAAAGAGAAAGAUCCGUUGCUCAGGCGAUAAUGGCACUGGAGAGCCUUGCUUGAACUGCAGGAAUGCCGGUACAUCUCCUUGUCAAUUUCUUCGAGUGUCGUCGCUUGAAACCAAUCUUAAGGACAGUGGACGUCCCUCCCAGGUCCUCCCUUACGAGGGAUACUCUAGGUCAUACCCCGGAUGCGCUGAAGAAGCGCGGGCUAGACUGGCUGCACAAUCUACCGCCCCUCUUCCCUCCAUGUACCAAGAGACUGGGUCUCCAUCCUGGGCCCAGGACCCAUUCUCCUCGACCACCUAUAAAUCUGGACAAGGUAGUCCAGAGAAGCCAUACUCAUGGACCACUGGCACCUAUUAUUGUCAACUGCCCGAGGCUGAUGCCUCAUCUCCCGACACCUUUGGCAAUAUGUAUGCCCAGGUGCAGGAUGCACGCUGCCAACUGGUCCCGCAUGACAUGGCUCCUAUGAAGCACUUCAGUUAUCUCAACUCCGACCCUGGGUCAUACACCUUCACUCCACAGCCGACCACCGCCAUGUCUACUACAGCCGCUAUGGUUGACAGAAGCCCGGGUGCAUCGGGAAGUAGCUAUCCCCUGAACACAAUCCCUCAUGGUCUGCUGCCGUCACUUAUGACGGAAAAGCUUCACCUGCAUGACACCGCCUCCAGCAAUGACCAGGGUUUGGGGAGCAAGUCAAGCCCUUCUUCAACCAGCUCGCUCCAGCCUUUGACCCCCUCUACUAGUUAUGGUAGCUACACCACCUCUCCAGGAUCUGCCUACUCCGGUAUGAUCCCUACUACUCAGGGAGAAUCUGCUCAUACCUAUAAUGGGUUGGUUGGCACGGCGGCCCCUCUACCUACGCAGUUUCCGCAUCCACCUACUAGCACCUAUGUCUACACUGACAUGAGCGCUCAGGCAGCAGCUCUUGCUGCUUCUAGUCAGCGAGUGGCCCAGGCUGGUUCAUCUCCUGUUUCACAGUUUCAGGCUCAGCAGAGCUUGUAUCCUGAUGGUCUGUCUGAGGUUGAGCGCAAGCCUCCUACUAUGAACUAG